Jaculus jaculus (lesser Egyptian jerboa) is the source of this 1294-nucleotide messenger RNA. It is a transcript of the gene Tpi1, whose product is annotated as triosephosphate isomerase 1. Gene Ontology annotation, cellular component: cytosol. Gene Ontology annotation, biological process: glycolytic process; glycerol catabolic process; gluconeogenesis. Gene Ontology annotation, molecular function: triose-phosphate isomerase activity. Bases 16 to 876 code for a protein of 286 amino acids. The transcript has 7 exons. NCBI's taxonomy places the organism in Eukaryota, Metazoa, Chordata, Mammalia, Rodentia, Dipodidae. The record is from RefSeq and is a predicted model, not a curated record.
ACGGCCGGGCCAGCCAUGGAGGAGGGCGGGGAGGAGGCGGAGUUCUGCUUCACGGCGCUCUAUAUAAGCGGCCAGUGGCCUCGGCAGCGCGCAGCUCCUGACCUUCAGCCGCCCAGGUCCAGCGUCAUGGCGCCUUCCAGGAAGUUCUUUGUGGGGGGCAACUGGAAGAUGAACGGGAGGAAGAAGUGUCUGGGGGACCUCAUCAACACCCUGAAUGCGGUCAAGGUGCCGGCCGACACCGAGGUGGUUUGUGCACCCCCCACGGCCUACAUCGACUAUGCCAGGCAGAAGCUAGAUUCCAAGAUUGCUGUGGCUGCACAGAACUGCUACAAAGUGACAAACGGGGCCUUCACUGGGGAGAUCAGCCCUGGCAUGAUCAAAGACUGUGGAGCCACGUGGGUAGUCCUGGGGCACUCAGAGAGAAGGCACGUCUUUGGAGAGUCGGAUGAGCUGAUUGGCCAGAAAGUGGCCCAUGCCUUGGCAGAGGGUCUUGGAGUGAUCGCCUGCAUCGGGGAGAAGUUAGAUGAAAGGGAAGCUGGCAUCACCGAGAAGGUGGUUUUCGAGCAAACCAAGGUCAUCGCAGAUAAUGUAAAGGACUGGAACAAGGUGGUCCUGGCUUACGAACCCGUGUGGGCCAUCGGCACAGGCAAGACCGCAACACCCCAGCAGGCCCAGGAAGUACACGAGAAGCUCCGGGGAUGGCUUAAGUGCAAUGUCUCUGACGCAGUGGCUCAGAGUACCCGCAUCAUUUAUGGAGGUUCUGUGACUGGAGCAAACUGCAAAGAGCUGGCAACCCAGCCCGACGUGGAUGGCUUCCUUGUGGGCGGUGCUUCCCUCAAGCCUGAAUUUGUGGACAUCAUCAAUGCCAAACAAUAAGCGCCACCCAUCUCCCUACCCUUCUGCUAAGCGAGGGACUAGGGAGUCCAGAAGCCUAGUAACUGCUUCCAUCGGUCCCAUGCUUCCGAUGAUGUCACCUGCCCCCUUCUGUGGCCUAAUCCAAACUCUACCUUUACCUCCCGUUUACACCUACCCCCCGGGAGUGGUUGGAACCAGGCCAAUUCCUUUCAUCAGGAUAAUGGUUAGAACUGAAAGUCCCAAGGCUGAGUGAGAGGUGGGAAGGUGGAGUUUGCUGAGACUCCAGGACAGUGAAAUCACCUCCCGUUUCCUUCUCACCUCGAUGCCAAGGUCCUCUUACCCUAGCGGCCAGGGACCCUCCCUUCCCCACAGCAGUGAUGCCUUCGUGUUGUGUCCGUGAGCAGUCCCACAUGGAAGGGAAAUAAACACCUAGCACUGA